AUGGGUAAUCGUUUUAUUUGUAUGUCCAAAAAGGAUUCCAAAGAGGUUGGAUCAAGAAGCAAGAGAAUCGGUAGAUCACAGCGGAAGCUUGUUACUGAAGAAGAUUUGCAUCUUCAAGCAUUAUCCAUGGCACUUCAACAGCAUCAGUUGUCUCAGAGGUUCGAAGGCUCCAUGUCUAGGAGAAUUGGUUCAACUAGCUCUAGAAGACGCAAUUUACCUGAUUCUGUACAACUCAACAACACCAACAAACAGGAUCCAGAACUUCUGGUGAACAUUAAAACAAAGAAGUUUGUAUUGAUCCAUGGAGAAGGUUUUGGAGCGUGGUGUUGGUACAAGACUGUUGCGCUUUUAGAAGAAGUAGGAUUGCAGCCUGUUGCCUUAGAUCUUACAGGAUCUGGAAUUGAUCUCACAGACAGCAACAAUGUCACUACAUUGGCAGAAUAUUCAAAACCAUUAACUGUUUAUCUUGAAAACCUUCCCGAGGACGAAAAGGUUGUUCUUGUUGGUCAUAGCAUUGGUGGUGCUUGCAUUUCUUAUGCAUUGGAACAUUAUCCACACAAGAUCUCAAAAGCGAUUUUCCUCUGUGCUACAAUGGUGACCGAUGGUCAAAGACCGUUUGAUGUUUUCGCUGAUCAGCUAGGAUCUGCUGAACAGUUUAUGCAAGAAUCAAAGUUUCUGAUCCAUGGUAAUGGUAAAGAAAAGUCUCCAACAGGAUUUAUGUUUGAGAAAGAUCAGAUGAAAGGCUUGUAUUUUAAUCAAUCCCCAGCAAAGGAUGUUGCAUUAGCCAUGGUUUCGAUGAGACAAAGUCCUAUUGGUCCAAUCAUGGAGAAGCUGUGUUUAUCUCCUGACAAAUACGGUACUGCCCGCCGUUUUUACAUUCAAACAUUGGAUGACCGUGCUCUUUCACCCGAUGUCCAAGAGAAGCUUGUCGGGGAAAAUCCACCUGAAGGAGUCUUCAAAAUCAAAGGCAGUGAUCAUUGUCCAUUCUUCUCCAAGCCACAAUCUCUUCACAAGAUUUUAGUGGAAAUAGCUCAAAUUCAGUAG
Lathyrus sativus (Indian pea) is the source of this 1044-nucleotide messenger RNA. The record is from the annotation of a GenBank genome assembly. NCBI's taxonomy places the organism in Eukaryota, Viridiplantae, Streptophyta, Magnoliopsida, Fabales, Fabaceae.